AUGGGUCCACGACAAUUAAGUACUACUGUAUUACAACGUUCAUCUGAUGAAAAUAGUAUUAAAAUGAGAUUAGAAUCAGUUAAUGAAUUAAUUAAUCAACAAGAUAAUAUUUUAAUUGCUGUACGAACUCAAUUAAAGAAAUACCAAGAUAUGGAAAAGAUAUUUAGUUCAUUUUUAGAAUCUGAUAUUAAAGAACAAAGAAUAAAUGAUAUAAUAUUACCUAAAACAUCUUUGGAAGUACUUAUGAAAUUUCGAGUUGUCUAUCUCAAGAUAAUAGUGCUUUGGUUGUUCAAAGUAGAGAAAUUAUAACCCAUGAAUAUGUAAAUUCUAUUUUAAAUGUUAUUCAUUGAAUCAAUUAAAGAUCAUUGUCAAUGGGCAAGUAAUAAUUUAGAAUUAUGAAAUCAAAAAGCAAAUACUAUAAAAGAAGGUGUUAAUGGAUUAUUAGACGUUACAAGAAAAAUUCAUGAAAAAAUAUUAGCUGAAUUUGACGCAUUAGUAAAUCAAUUAAUUGAAGAAUAGAAUUUUGAAAUUGAAUUUAGACAUGAAAAUGAAAGAGGAUUUUAUUUGAAAAUUAAAAAUUAUAGAAAUGGUAUCAAAUCACUACCUCCAGUAUUCAUUAAUAAAUUACACAAAAAGAAAAUUAUAGAAUGUGGUACAAUUGAAUUAAUGAAACAAAGUUCAAAAUUUAAUGAUAUUGUAACUGAAAUAUCAAAUUUAAAUAAUACAAUAAUUAAAGAUUUACAUAGUGAAAUUACCGAUUAUGUACCUAUAUUAUUUAUGAUUUCUGAAUCAGUUGUAUUAUUAGAUGUAUUAUGUGGAUUUGCAUAUUUUACAUCAAUUCAAAAAAAAUCAUACAUUUGUCCUGAAUUUGGUAAGAAUAUUCAUAUUAAAAACUCACGUCAUCCAAUUUUAAAAAGUUGAAUUGCAAAUUUUAUACCUAAUAGUUAUUCAUGUAUUGAUGAAGUAUCAAGAUUUCAAAUAAUCACGGGAGUAAAUAUGUCUGGUAAAUUAGUAUAUCUUAAACAAGUUGCUUAUUUAUCCAUUAUGGCUCAAAUUGGAUGUUUUUUACCUUGUGAAUAUGGAGAAUUUAAAAUUUUUAAUAGUAUAAGAACAAGAAUUUCUUGUGAUGAUACCGAAAUAAAUGCGUCUUCAUUUUCAAAACAAAUGAUGGAAGUAGUUUCAAUUUUAAAUAAUUUAGAUAAUGAUAGUUUAAUUAUAUUUGAUAAAUUAGGUAGAGGUUCAAGUUUUAAUGAUGGUUUUUCAAUUUGUUUUGCAGUAUUGGAAAUAUUUCAGUAA
This is a messenger RNA of Insectozyma verbasci, 1296 nucleotides long. NCBI's taxonomy places the organism in Eukaryota, Fungi, Ascomycota, Pichiomycetes, Serinales, Debaryomycetaceae. The record is from the annotation of a GenBank genome assembly.